AUGUCUCCGACCGAGACCAAAGCCAAGAUUCGCCCGCAACAGUCGUGCCUCAAAUGCCGCGAGCGCAAAGUCAAGUGCGACCGAAAUAUCCCCUGCGAGGCCUGUAUCCAGCGCGGCAUUGAAUCCGAAUGCACCUACCUCACCUCCCCCGAAGAUCGCGCGCACAUCAGCCAAGCCGAGAUCAUCGACCGCCUGCGCCGCGAAGUCGCUCAACUGCGCACGCAAUUGAACCAGAGCUCCGCGCGGGGUCCUAGCCCCGGUCGUCGCGACAAAGUCUAUGCGCGCAGGAAUAAGACCGCUGGGUUGCGCGGGAGCUAUACGGCUGCAUCUGGACCUGGAUCAUCUGGGUCUGGGUCUGGCUCGCGAUCUGCGACGGGCUCGGCGGAGCCUACGGAGGCGGGUAGUUGGGCUGGGUCAUCGCCGUCGUCUAUAUCUACGACUACGAGGACCAAUUCCGUGACUGUUACGAGCCCGGAUAGUACUGGUAGUGAUAAUGGUGCUGGUUAUGUCCAGCAGCAUGCGUAUCCGGGGUCAACGGCGCCAUACGGGGCGCAGAUUGCCGAGGUUGAUAUGGCGACGGCGACAGACAAUACGGCAUUGGGAAAUUAUCUCAAUGACGACACAAUGGCCCAAUAUCAUGCAGGCAACAUGCCAGCCUUUGCGCCUAAGCUCCCUGGAUCAAUCUCAAUGCAAGGUCUCCCAUCACAAGCAAUGCACCCCGCGCCCGACGAAGGACUCUCGGGGCUGCAUAUGUACGGCAACCGGAAUAGUCCAGGCUACGACCCGGGCCCUGCACAUGCACACGCGCAGUCUCACAUGGCCAGCUACAGUCAAGGCGGGAACUAUAACCAGAAUCUAUACGAUUACACCAACACGAAUACUUUCAAGCAUGACCCCUCUCCAACAUACCCCCAGCCCUGGAGUCAAGGGCAUUCCUUUCCACAAGCACAGUCACAAUCACAAACACCGUUACAACAUCAAUCACAUCAGUAUCCCGACUCGACAUACUACUCCUCAGCCAUGAAUACAUUUCCGCACAUAGAACCCACCAUACAUCCGCACCCGCACCCGCAUUCCCAUUCCUAUCAUACUACAAAUCCAACACAAACUUAUUCACCACCCACCCAUCCAACCGAAUACCAAACACACGCCAUAAACUCCAUCCCCGAUUCCUGGAAAGGACCCGAUAAACAAGCCCUCCUGGAAACACUCCUCGAAACAAUCACCAGUUGUGACGAGGAGCGAGUCGCCCAAGUCGUCGCUGUCGUGCGGACCAGCGAGACACCCGAAGAAGCUGUUUCGGGGAUCUGCCAGGUUUUAGGGAUUGGGGAUGGGGCUGGUUCUUCCCUUAUGAGGUGA
Penicillium cataractarum is the source of this 1359-nucleotide messenger RNA. RefSeq names its product Zn(II)2Cys6 transcription factor domain-containing protein. Gene Ontology annotation, biological process: regulation of DNA-templated transcription. NCBI's taxonomy places the organism in Eukaryota, Fungi, Ascomycota, Eurotiomycetes, Eurotiales, Aspergillaceae. The coding region runs from base 1 to 1359 and encodes 452 amino acids. The record is from RefSeq and is a predicted model, not a curated record. The transcript is spliced from 3 exons. Gene Ontology annotation, molecular function: DNA-binding transcription factor activity, RNA polymerase II-specific; zinc ion binding.